GACAAUGUCCUGGAGCAGUGUAACAUUUGUGAUAUAAUAGUGAAAAUUCAAAGGCCUCACAAAAAAAUACACAAGUACUUGUGGCACCUUAGAGACUAACGAAUUUAUUUGAGCAUAAAGCCGCACAGUGCAUGAGAAUCGUCAGCCUACACGGAGAGAGACAGCAUGAGUGUGAAUGACAGCAACAGCCAGAAAGACAGCAGCCCAUCGGCCCCCAGCGGUGCAGGUCACUGAGUCUGUUCUCCUCCCAGAUCAGGAGCUAGGAGGAGCCGCUGUCUUGCUCCAAUGGUGGCCAUCACUACUGAAAUACUAUAGCCAGACAGACAACGUCAAUUGGCUAAAGGAAUAUAAAGCACGGCACAAUGCCGGCUUAGAAACUCAACGAAUUGUAGCAUCAUUCUCCAAAAGAUUCUUCUCAGAACACGUCCCCUGUGAUGGCUUCAGUGACAUUGAGACUCUUGGGUGCCCGGGUCAUUUUUUUGAGGACGAGCUGAUGUCUAUCCUUAACAUGGAAGGAAGGAAGUGUCUAACCUGGAAGUACUAUGCAAAGAAAAUUCUUUACUUUCUACGACAACAGAAUAUUUUAAAAAAUCUGAAGGCGUAUCUUGAACAACCUGGGGACCAACUGUCGUUUUUGGAAGGUGCUGUUUUAAUUGACCAGUACUGUAAUCCUCUCUCAGACAUCUGUCUAACAAGUGUCCAGGCGCAGGUUGACGAUAUUACAGACAAAGUUCGCAAAGUCCUGCGGACCAAAAACCCUAGGCAUCCAAGCUUGGCUCCAAAGGCAGGAGAGGUCUUGAUUGUUUCUGAUGUGGAGUUUCAAAGGCAGGUACUGGAUGCUGUGAAUUGUGUCCUGUAUGAACAGUUAAAAUACAAAGGAAAUGAGAUGGAUUACUACAACUCCUUGAAUUCAUUCAUUCACCAGGUUUUAAUCCGUAGGACGGGAAUCCCUAUCAGCUUGUCUGUGCUCUAUUUAACAAUUGCCAGGCAGUUGGGAGUCAGACUCGAGCCAGUCAACUUUCCUAGUCACUUCCUGCUGAGAUGGUGUCAAGGGAAAGAAGGAAGCACAGACAUCUUUGACUACAUGUACAUAGAUGCCUUUGGAAAGGGAAAGCAGCUAACUGUGAAAGAAUGCGAGUACCUGAUUGGCCACCAUGUAACAGAGGAGUUCUAUGGAGUGGUUACUUCAAAGGAGGUCUUGCAGCGUAUGGUGGGAAACCUCUUAAACCUUGGAAAGCGGGAAAGCACUGAUCAGUCCUACCAGCUCUUGAGAGACUCCUUGGAUCUGUACCUGGCCAUGUAUCCGGACAAUGUGCAGCAUCUAAUGCUCCAGGCUAGGUUAUACUUCCACCUGGGAAUCUGGCCAGAAAAGGUUCUGGACAUCCUGCAGCAUGUUCAAGCGUUGGAUCCAUCCCAGCAUGGGGCAGUAGGGUAUUUAGUUCAGCAUACCUUAGAGCAUAUUGACCGCCGUAAGGAGGAAGUGGGACCUGAGGUGAAGCACCAUUCUGAUGAGAAACACAAAGAUAUCUGCUUUUCUAUUGGGCUGAUCAUGAAACACAAGAGAUAUGGCUAUAACUGUGUCAUCUAUGGCUGGGAUCCCACCUGCAUGAUGGGACAAGAAUGGAUUAGAAAUAUGAAUGUCCAUAGCCUGCCUCAUGGCCCCCAUCAACCUUUUUACAAUGUGCUGGUGGAGGAUGGAUCCUGCCGAUACGCUGCUCAAGAGAACCUGGAAUAUAACUUGGAGCCUCAUGAAAUCCCUCACCCUGAUAUCGGCCGUUAUUUUUCUGAGUUUACAGGCACUCACUACCUGGCAAAUGCAGAGCUGGAAAUUAGGUAUCCCGAGGAUUUGGAACUUUCUUGUGCAACAGUCCAAAAGAUUUACAGCACAGUCAAGGAAUGAGUGUAACUUGAUCACAAGGACAGAAGAAAGUUUAUCACAGCUGCUGCUGUAUCCUCUUUGUGGACAGAAUUAUGGAAGCCAGUUUUCACAAUGAUCUUCAGGCAUAUGCCCCAGGAAUUGCAUCGCACUUUGUAACCUGUGAGAUCGCGUAUGUCUAAUGACCACUCGGUUACCAUCUGCCCACACUAGUCAAUUAAUUUGGGAUGCAUUGGUAUUCCAGACAAGGCAUUCAUUAUCUUGAAGUGACAAUCAAAGUAUGAAGUGUAUUGUUCCCUUGAGCGCUUGCAUUUACCACUCGUGUGUUUAUGAUCUAUUUUUCAUAUUUAGGAUGUGAGCAUGUUACGACUCUAGCUGGCGUCUGCAAUAAUCCCAUGUUGUGGAUAAGGAUUGAUCAUACGUGCAGUAUUUUUUUAUAUAUCUAUUCUGUGUAUGCAGUAGCUUUAAGGUCUCUCUGAGGUUCCACAAUUGUUUGUUUCCUCAAUUCUGAUUUUCCUCUUACCCUGAAAAUGAUUAGGGUUGCUAGCAUUCAAAUGCUGAAAUCACUUGUCAGCCUCGGCAAUGGCACUGAAACUUUCUUGAACAAGAAUCAUGAGGCACCAUAUGAUAGUGAGUUCAGCAGUAACUUGAAUGGACCUCAUACAUGUAACGCUUCCAGCUGUUACAGAUGCACCGUUGAAUCAUUUUAUAGAAAAUAAGAUCCUGGCAAUUUUCUCUCCCCAAGAACUUGUUGUUGGGACCCUGAUUCCUACCUGUACUUUUUCUUCCAUUAUGUCCCCUUCAUGGUGUUGAAUUUGUGAUAUGGUCAUAUGUGUUUUUCUACAUGUCUCCUCAUAUCUGGUUGAAACUGUUAAAACUUGUAAUUUGAACCACCCUCUUGUGAUGGCAAACUGCUGUUAUCUAUACUGUCAGAUUGCGAUUGUGCCAUGAAAGCCAGUAGACGCCAGCAUCUGGCAAACAAUACAUGGAGAACUUAUUUCCUAUAUCAUGAUGCCUUCUUUCUUUUGAUCAAAAGAAAAAUGCCCUUUGAAGGGAAAAGAGAAGAGGCUUUGUCCAAAUUCUGACCUCUGCAAGGGAGGUGCCUCAGAAACUGAGGACACUUGAAUUGUAAUGAGGCUGCCGCCAUAGAGUCUGCAAAGCCUAGAAAAAUAGUACAUGAUUAUUUUCUUUUAGAGUUAUGUAAGAAUUGGAUGUGAAGUUGCAAAGUAUUUACAAAGAUAUGGAAUAGUUACAGUACUUUAGUUUCUAAAUUAAUAACUCUAGGCAGGCUGCAGUCAUUGUUUCUAAUUACCAUGUGGUUACAUAGUUAUAGGGAGAAGACUUAGUUAUCCUGCCCUGUAGAGUAAAAUGACACCCUUAUUCUUGAAACAUUUUAAAUGUCUUUGUGCACUACUGUGCACCCGUCUUUUUAAGGUAAUAAUUGAUUUGCACUCAGUCUUGUGUAAAUAUUUAACAAGCAACUUAUACUUUUCACAGAGAAGUUGUUGUGAUCUGCAAGUUCCUCAACACUUUAGAGAGGCAGCAGAAAAAAAACGAUUAGUGCUAAUAAAAAGGAAAGAAUAAAAUUACACUACAAUACAUUUUCUGAUAAUCCCAGCUGAAUUAAAGGGGGAUUUAGGUACACAGUUGUCACUGAUUUGAGAGCCACGUAGCUAAAUACCUGUGAAAACUCUGCAAACUUCAGACUAAAAUCCAAAUCUCUGUCUUUAAGGGGUUGAAAAUGUAAUUUUUAGGGCAUAGCCUGAAAGAUUGCCCGUGUUUGGAGGGACUCCGCUAGUAGAGUAAAUGAGGAAACACUGCCUUCAGUUUUAAUUUCUAGACUGUUGUGCAUCUGACCCUUAAACAUAUAGUAGAAAGAGGCAGAUGACUAGGAGUCAGGAUUUCCAGGUUCCCAGCUCUGCCACUACCCACUGUGUGACCUUGGGCAAGUCACUUCUCUCUGCCUCACUUUAUCAUCUGCAGAAUGGAUGGUCUAAUAUUUACCUGUUGUUCCUCCCAUGGGUGCGUUGCGAAUGUUUGAAAAGCGCUUUGAAAUCCUCAGCUGAAAAGUGCUUUAUAAAUGCAAACUCUUAUUCUGCUAUUGAAUAUCAGUGGUACACGUGCAAUUAAACUCCUACGCAAGCUCUGGUCAACAUCGUGUUUCAGUGUGACUUGGUUUUCCUUUGCUUUUAAAGGUAACAUUAAAACAAAAUUUUAACCUCAAGUUAUAACUGUAAAUAUGUAUUGAGACACAUUUUAAAUAUAUGCUAUAAUUUAGUGAUACAAAAUGGGCUCGAAAGUAGCCCCUAUAGCCUGUUCGUGUACAUUUUUAUUUGGGCACAUAUAUUUUUUUUUAAAAAAGUGGAUUUUGGACCUGAUAAAUCAUUGCAACUGUUCUUGACCGUUUUCACAAAUCUUUGACAUAGUCCCUUGUCACACUUACUGUAUCAGUUUGUGAGGUGGAACCAUUGGAUACGAGUAUUAAAAGUGAGUUAUGUGUAGCUACUUUUCAAACAAUUGUUCCACUGUUAGCUUGUGUCUAUAUUAUAGACUAGGUUGAUCUUGUCCAGGGGUUCUCAAACUGGGGGUCGGGACCCCUCGGGCUCAUGAGCUGUCAGCCUCCACCCCAAACCCCACUUUGCCUCCAGCAUUUAUAAUGGUGUUAAAUACAUUAAAAAGUGUGUUUAAUUGACAAGGGAAUCGCACUCAGAGGCUUGCUUUGUGAAAGGGGUCACCAGUACAAAAGUUUGAGAACCUCUGAAUUUUUUUGUCUAUACAAUGGACACAUCGUCUGCAGAAUUUUAUGUAUGAAUUCCUUGUGAAUCAUAGGAUCUGUAGAACACUUCUGCAUGUCUAUGAACUAAAAAUAGCAGAUUUCUAUGGUGGUUAGAAGGGGAAAUACCUUUGUAUGGGAAAGUUUAGCCCAGAUUGUGGUUCUGCUCUGCCGUAUGAUUCUGUAAAAAUGGCAUCAUGUGACUAUAUGUUCAGUUUUCUUUUUCAUAUGGACUAAGUGUAGGAGUAAAAAUAACUUUCUAACUUCCAGUCCUACACACCCAGUUUGGGAUCUGAGUCAAGUUUGGGUUCUUUUCGUAGAUAUCACUAGUAAAAAAGGUUCUGUAGGGGAAAUUACAUCCUCAGUGACACCCGUGUGAUCCCAUUGCUUUCCAUGGGGUUGCAGAAACGUAAGUGAUUGGAACUUAGUAAACAAUUCUGUUGCACAAGAAUGAAUUGCUCAUUCAUAGCUUCAUUGAUUCUGCACAGCUAACUGGAGUAAAAAAUAGUGUGAGCUUAUUUUAAUCAUUAAAGUGGUCAGAUCUGAUUGUGUUUAUACACAGAUCUGAAAAGUCAGGUGCCAUUUUCAUAGUGACUUCUUAGAGUAGAACUGUAUUUCACCCAGAGUAUAUCAUUAGUAGAUGAUGAUUCAGGAAAAUGAAAGAUCAGGGCCUGGGGGAAAAGACCAUUGACAGGAUUAUAGAUGUAUAUAGGGUCAGACUUGCUUAACUUGACAAAUCACUUCACCUAGAUCAUUUUAUCCUGAAUAAAUUACAUCGAAAGCCAAAUUCUUGAGUUAUCACUUCAUACUCCAACAAAAAUCUGCCUUCAGAAUAGUCAAAACACCUUUCUAAUAUGGGAGACGCCUUCCAAGAUAUAAAACGGCUCUGAGUUGUAUCUUGUCCUAUGAAGUGUUCGAUAUGUCAUCUGUAGUAAUUAUGUACAUGUUAAAGGUACAAACUGCUUUUCCUAAAACAAUAUUAGGUUUUAUGAAUUUGCCAUUACAAAUUGUAUUGAAGAUUCUCUUGGUUUUGUAGGGUUUCCGUUCUUGUAAUUUGUUCCAUUCUGUUAAGCAAUUCUACAUGUCCACUUUGUUCCUUUUCCCUAUUCAGAUUUUUAGUAGCCUGUAUCCCAUAGCAAAAUAUUACUUAUCUCCUAUUGCAACUUCUCGCAGUCUUAGCGGGGGAGGAAAUGAAUGUCACAUCUUGGUUAUUAUUAACACUGCUUGCAUACACACCUAAGAAGACGCUAGAUUGAGCUUCCAAAACUGUCAAGAAAUUUUUCUAGAAUGGGCACAAUACUUACAUGUCCACAUUUAAUACACUGAUGCUGAUGUAGGAGAAACAAAUAUUUUACUGGCCUAUCAAAAUUACAAUUAUUCCAGGUGUGUUUUGUGAGUGCAACUCUUCGAAGCCAUGUUAGAUAUAUCAGUUAUUGGGCAUGAAGAGACACAAGGGGUUAAUCUGACAUCUAGGGAAUGUCUGUCCAACUUUAUGGAUCUUGUGCAAGGAUUGCUCCAGCAUCAGCAGUCCCAAACCACCUCCACGGGGGUGUGCAUUUUUCAGAAUCUUUUCUCUUGGCUGCACUUCUGAAACAAAAAGAGGACAUUGAGUCUGGAGUUUCUGAUUCUCUUGAGCUAUUCUUUUUGAGUGACUUCAGCCAGUGUAUACAGGCAAAAUAAUAUCUAAGCUGGUCCUUUACCAGGCCUGUUAAUAGCUUGCUUCUGGAAAUGUGGCAUGUUUUCCAGAGAAACUGGAAGUCUGUCUUUCUUGUGUCAUCCAACUUCGCUCCAUCUCCUUUCCGCCAAGUAAAAUGGAUUUCUAUACCUGUCCAGUCUAGUACCAAAAUCCUGUUCCCUGUGGUUAAUAUAUAUGCUACGUUUUUUAAGAGUAGAAUAUAAGAGAGCUGCACUUUCUGCUGCAGCUAAUACUGUCCUAUUCCUUUUCACCCUCUGUUUCAUGGAUAUUAGAAGGAGGUUCAUAUUUCAGGAGGAUAAUAGGGACCAGUGAGGUGUUAAUUGCAUUAAAAAUAUCACAAGGCUUUUGGCAGUGGAAGAUAAUGCAAUGAAGAUUGGGGAGGAGAAAGGAAUGGGAGGAUAAUGAGAACUAGGGGAAGCAAUGUAUAUUAGGUGCAUGAUUUAUUAUCUUCAGCUGGUGGGUGAUAAAUCUGAUUGGGUCAUCUUCAAGCUAUAUUGGGUAAUCCAUGUGGGUAUUCUGCCCAGUUACCAGGUUCACUGUCUUUAGUAUGUGACUGCUCAAGUCAUGGAAGCGCUGAGCUCCAGGCACAGGUGGAACUGAUCAUCUAUUUCUACUACUCUUUGGGGUAAGUGUAAAGUCUGUUGUACCAGGUCGUACUCUUUCCCUUACUCCCAAGACACUUAAAGAGACCGAACUCUUUGUGAAAAUAAAGGGCUUUUGUCUUUUUUCGAACUUCCUCUUGAGAAACCAUAAAAUUCUUGGUGCUGAAUUCUCUGGUUUACUCUUGUAUUGGUUUAUCUGAUGGGACAGGGCACUGGACACCUCAGUUCUGGAUGCUAGUACUCAAAUUGCUGUGUAACUUUUACUUCCUGGUACUGAGGAUGAUGGCAAGAGGAUAUGGGGGAUGUUGUGACUUGCCUGCAGUCGCCUUGAUUCUUGCCAAUGUUUCACUUGUACAACACUGAAACAUAGUAUUACAUCUCUCUUAUCAUGGAUAGGGAAUGUUCAAUACCUAAUGACUCACGUGGUUCUCUAGGUGCUCUGGUUUUUCCCAAUUUGUAUUUCUCCUGAAAUUUUUUUUUAUUCAAUGUGUGGACACCUUCCCCCCCCCCCCCCCAUGUGCUAU
Mauremys reevesii (Reeves's turtle) is the source of this 7471-nucleotide messenger RNA. RefSeq names its product F-box protein 21 (gene FBXO21). Lineage: Eukaryota; Metazoa; Chordata; Testudines; Geoemydidae. The transcript has 12 exons. The record is from RefSeq and is a predicted model, not a curated record. Gene Ontology annotation, molecular function: protein binding; DNA binding. Bases 176 to 1900 code for a protein of 574 amino acids.